AUGGCGAACCACCACCCAUCGCCCACGAUGAUGCAGAUGCAGCAUCAAGCGCCCCCUCCCGUGGCACCGCCUCAGAAUGUCCAGCCGAACCACUUCAACCCUUCGCACCAGAUUGCGGCCAUGAACGAGGCUGUCUGGUUGCAGAUUGGAAGCUUUUCUGAAUUGCUGCGCGUGCCUGACGAGGCCAUGCAUGCCUAUGAGCGCGCUCUGCAGGCCAAUCCGAACUCCACAGCCGCAAUGAACGCGAUUGGUAUGCUUCUCAAGGGCCGCGAGGCCUUCGACAAGGCUCUCGAGUUCUUCCGAGCCAUCGUCCAGCUCGACCAGAACAAUGGUGAAGCUUGGGGAAAUCUUGGCCACUGCUACUUGAUGACCGAGAAUUUACAAAAGGCAUACGACGCUUACCAGCAGGCGCUCGUCAACCUUAGAGAUCCCAAGGAUCCCAUGCUGUGGUAUGGCAUUGGCAUCUUGUACGAUCGCUACGGUAGCUAUGACUACGCUGAGGAGGCAUUCUCUCAGGUCAUGACUAUCCAACCCGACUUCGAAAAGGCCAACGAAAUCUACUUCCGACUGGGCAUAAUAUACAAGCAACAGUCGAAAUUCAACCAGAGCUUGGAUUGCUUCAAAUACAUUGUCAAUUCUCCUCCCGGGCCUCUUACCCAAGAAGACAUCUGGUUCCAGAUCGGACAUGUUCACGAGCAACAGAAAGAUUUUGACGGCGCCAAAUCCGCCUACCAGCGCGUACUGGAUCAGUCGCCCAACCACGCCAAAGUUCUACAGCAGUUGGGCUGGCUCUACCACCAACAGAGUCCAGCAUAUGAUUCCCAGGAACGGGGUAUUCAGUACCUGGAGAAGUCUGUUGCGGCAGACAACCAGGAUGCGCAAAGCUGGUAUCUCUUGGGCCGUUGCUACAUGUCGCAGCAAAAGUAUCCCAAAGCAUACGAGGCCUACCAACAGGCCGUGUACCGCGAUGGAAAGAAUCCCACCUUCUGGUGCUCGAUAGGCGUGCUGUACUAUCAAAUCAAUCAAUAUAGAGAUGCGCUUGAUGCGUACUCACGCGCUAUUCGCCUCAACCCAUACAUUUCUGAGGUUUGGUAUGACCUUGGCACUCUUUACGAGUCUUGCAACAACCAGAUUGCCGACGCACUGGACGCCUAUCAAAGGGCCGCAGAAUUGGAUCCGGGUAAUCCACACAUUAAAGCUCGCCUUCAGCUUCUUCGCUCCGGCGGCACAAAUGGCGGACCGCCACCUGCUGCUCCUCAGCCUGCCGAUAUGCAUCCCUCAACGUACCAGACGGGUCCCACAGGCCCCCCUCAAUGGGGAGGAUCUGCACAGCAGCAAUCCGCUGGCCCUCCUGCUGCCACUCAGGCGGCCGGUGAGAGCUGGGCUGGCAGGCUGUCUAACGUUAACCCGCCUCCCCAGCCGCCCAAUCCUUACGAGAGCAGGGGCGGCGAGCCUUUCCGUGGUCCAGCACCACCUCUUCGACAGCCCAGCCCUCCUCCGCAAGAGCAGCCGGCUCGUCAGCCAUAUCCCGAGCUUAAUAGGCCUGGUCCGUCGCGUCGUGGCCCGUCACCACCGCCCCAGAGUCACCAAUAUGCCCAGCCUCUUCCUCCGCCACCACCCCAGUCUCAACCUCCGGCUCCCGCGCCGGCUGAGCGACGUGUUGUCAAUCCUAACUGGGGUGGCUCGACGCCAUCGGCCUCGGCUCCGCCUCCCAAUAACCCAAACAAUGCUAACAACCCACCUCCGAAUGGAAUGACUCCGUUCCGGCCGGCCAGCAGCCCUCGCACUGCCGACGGCCGCCCUCCAAUUCAUGACAACCGCAUGCCAUCUCCCAAGUCGGCUUAUCCCCAACACCCGGCUCCUCCACCACCGCACUACCCUCAUCAUCCAGAGAUGCCACCUCAGAGUGCUCCUGAAAACAACGCACAGCCGCCGCCUCCCCCCCCUGCGGCGAUUUCUGAGCCUCCUGCCCAGCGUAUGGAAGAUCGGCCUUCGUCUGUAGGACCUAAGAGACAUCGCGAGUGGGAGGAGGAGUCUGUGGCUAAGAAGCCGGCUAACGAGGAGACUCGUGCACGACUGGGAGAUCUGGCACACCGCAGACCCUCUCCAACACCUCCCCGCGACGCAUAUCGUCGCAAUUCGUCUGAGGCUCGCCGUACAGAAGAACAACGUCGCCCCGAAGAGCCCAGGAGGUCCGAUGAACCACGUCACAAGACGGAGAACUAUCACCCGUCCGAGGCUGCUCAUCACACGCAAAGCCACAGUGUGAGCUCAAACCACCUGCCGCCGAUGCAGCCGGGAGCAGGUCCCAUGACUGGCGUCGUCCACGAAAAGCCCCAGCCCCCUGUUGUUCCCAAGGAAGAGCCCCGUGCCGAACAGGCGCCCCCAGCUCGCCCAGCUCCCCCGCCUGCUUCUGAACCCGAGCGUGCUGCUAGAAAAAUGGACGUGGAUGAGGAUUAUGAUGACAGCGGAGAGGACGAGAAGAAGGCAGUGGUCCUCACUAAUGGCUCUGGGCCCCCUGCAGCAUCAAGUGACUUGAAGGCUCCGGCCUCUUCUACCAGCAGCGUCAAUGUUGCUUCUGGCCCUGUGCCCAAAACCGAAUGAGAGGUGCCCAUCUAUACGUAUACCAAGAGAGGAUGGGGUUUAUGAGUCAGGUUUUUUACGUGGCGAUUUAUUUGGGUGUCCCUUUCCCCCUUCUUUUCUUUAUUAUAUAUCAUACUUUUCAUCCCAGUAUUACUACUUAGUUUUCUUAUGUUACGGGACGAUUUGACGGACGGCAAUGGGGGACAAAUCAUUGGUUUUGGCUAAAACAAACUGUCGCCAGGGAGCGUUUACCGUACCAUAGGUGUAGUCCAUUUUAAAUCUCAAUGACUUUUGACC
Trichoderma virens Gv29-8 is the source of this 2880-nucleotide messenger RNA. RefSeq lists its product as uncharacterized. The coding region runs from base 1 to 2604 and encodes 867 amino acids. Lineage: Eukaryota; Fungi; Ascomycota; Sordariomycetes; Hypocreales; Hypocreaceae. The transcript is spliced from 7 exons. The record is from RefSeq and is a predicted model, not a curated record. Gene Ontology annotation, molecular function: chromatin DNA binding; protein binding; RNA polymerase II cis-regulatory region sequence-specific DNA binding. Gene Ontology annotation, biological process: regulation of gene expression.